CCCCCUCAAGGAGUGAAUCCACAACCCUGGGUUUAGCAGGCCAAUGCUCAAACCACUGAGCUUUCCCUCCCCCCCAGGGCCUGCCACACUCCCCCCUUUCCUGACACAUCCUCUUCCCACAGAUCGGUUCAGUCACUGGCAGGUCCAGCACGGCGGCAAUGGCUCGGUCGAGGGGGCCCCGGCCCAGACCUGCUUCGUCUCGUCCUUCCAGUGGUGCGAGAAAUCGCAGCUUGUAGAUCUUCUGAAGGAAGGAUUGUGGGCAGAACUGCUGGAUACCUACCAGCCAGAAAUCUACAUCUCUGAUUGGUGGGGCGCCCGGGAAGACUGUGGCUGUAAAUACUCCCUCUGCGUGAAGCUCCUGGCUGCCAACCAAAGAACUGUCAUUGCUGAGUUCCAGGCCAGCCCCGACCCCAUACCACAGUGGAAUGACCAGCAGUAUCAGCAGGUGUCCCACAGGUUCAGUCAGUAUGGCACUGGAGUCCGGUAUGUGCAUUUCUUCCACAGAGGGACAGACACUCAGUUCUGGGCAGGACACUAUGGUGCCCGGAUCACCAACUCCAUGGUCAUGGUGAAGCUCCGAUGAGAACCAGGAGUGCCGCUCCAUAAAUCUCUCUCU
Messenger RNA from Pelodiscus sinensis (Chinese soft-shelled turtle), 616 nucleotides. NCBI's taxonomy places the organism in Eukaryota, Metazoa, Chordata, Testudines, Trionychidae. The record is from RefSeq and is a predicted model, not a curated record.